AUAGUGACAGGCGUAAUUUCACACAUGACGGUUCUUGGUUUAGUUGAGUUGUGAUGAGACAAUCUCUGCCAUUCUUUUUUCUCUCUCAGAAUUCGUGAAACGUAAACACAACUAGAUGAAUCGUUGACUGGUAUACUCUGAUUAGCUUUACGAAUGACACAGGGUGGAACUAUACUUUACUGAACACUCCGAUACAAUAACUCGACCAGGGACUCCUAUAGGACACUAGGGGCCGCCACAAAUCGAACUUGUCGCCCUGUAUAGCACGGCUCUCAUGUCUACCAUAAUGUUAGCUGGUCACCAGGAGCGACUAAUGUACCAGUUAAACCGAUUCACCACCGAUAAAGUGAACGGACGAAAAUCAAACAUUACGAAAACAAUUCGAGAAGUAUGUAAAAUUGUAACAGAGAUUUUGAAGGAAGUAGAGGUGCAGGAACCUCGUUUUAUCAGCUCCCUGGUCGAGACAGAAGGUAGAUUCGAGGGCCUGGAAGUUGUCGCACCCACAGAAUUUGAAGUGGUAUUGUUUUUGAACCAAAUGGGAGUAUUUAACUUUGUGGACGAUGGAUCAGUACCUGGGUGUGCUGUCCUGAAACUAAGCGACGGACGAAAACGGUCCAUGUCCCUGUGGGUGGAAUUUAUCACAGCGUCUGGUUAUUUGUCGGCUAGGAAAAUCCGCUCGAGAUUCCAAACACUAGUUGCUCAGGCGGUUGAUAAGUGCAAAUAUAGAGACAUUGUAAAAAUGAUAGCCGACACAUCAGAAGUAAAACUGCGUGUCCGAGAACGUUUUAUUGUACAGAUAACCCCAGCUUUCAAAUGCAGUGGGAUCUGGCCCCGAAGUGCAGCACAUUGGCCGUUACCACAAAUUCCAUGGCCUUCCCCUAGCCUAGUAGCUGAGGUGAAGACAGAGGGAUUCAACCUACUGUCGAAAGAAAUACCAGUAUUAACAGGGAAACAAACAUCAGCAGAGGGGGAUGCAUGGGGCUUAUCGUUUACUGAUGCCGAAAAUAAAUUGCUGCAGGGGGGCUGCAGGAAGAAGUGCCUCAGCAUACUGAAAACAUUACGCGACAAACACUUGGACAUACCAGGAUCCCCUGUCAAAAACUAUCACAUGAAAACCUUGCUUCUGUACGAAUGCGAGAAACAUCCCCGAGAAAUUAGCUGGACUGAGUCGUCUAUGUUCGACAGAAUUAACGGUAUACUGCUCCAGCUGAUCUCCUGUCUACAGAACCGUAGAUGCCCCCACUACUUUCUUCAUGGGUUGGACCUGUUUGGUGGUAGUUCACACGCCGCAUUGGACCAAGUAGCUAAACAGACGUGGAGAAUUGCUAGAGAAAUACUUACCAAUCCAAGAUGCCUUGAAAAACUAUGACCAGGAUAAAAAUGAGGAACUAAUUUGAAGAGCAAGUGUUUUUAAUGGUGCUUAUACGAUAAAAUCCGAUAUUAUGUUCAUCGUGGAUUGAUCACUCGUAAAUGGCAACUAUAAUAAGGGAUUGGGGGGGGGGGGGGGGGGGGGGGGGAACCACCAAUUUAUAGAGACCAAUGUGACAAUUCUUUCAAAUCCGAUAAAUAUUUUGCCAGCGAUAUUCACAAAUUGCAUUUUGAAUGUUUCAACGCUUAACACAUGGCUUGUUAAAAGUCAAGUUAUACAGGCUUCAAAAUGCCUUCUGUGAAGCAAGUUGUAUAAUCGCGUGUCCGUGGCCUUGUUUUCCACUUUUGACUUGCUGAAAUUUUGACUCGUAUGGAUACAAACAAUCUCUAGUUAUUUGUUUCGGAUACUUCGAUGUAAUCUUGUUAAACUUUCAUGUAUUGUUUUUUUGACGAUUGUGUGUAAAUUAGUAUUUGUCAAGUAUCGUAAACUGUUAUUGCAUAUAAUGACCAAGUAUGACUGAACGGUAAUUGAACUACCUACGCUGUUGGAAGUGUAAGUUGUAACAAUUUCUUUCUUGUUCACAUAAGUGGAAAUAACAAGUUUAUAACGGUGGGACUCCAAUUAGGCCUAGCUGAGUCGAACUUCACAACUGGUAAUCAAAAAACUAUUAGUAUUAAGAACUGCAUCUGUGGGGCACGUUAAUGUUUAACGCACCCUCCAGUAUGUUGUAUCAUUUAUUUCAAAAUCACCAUGUAUUUAAACCGUCCGUUCGCAAUUGAUUCUCUCAUCCUAGGCCUGGAGUAAAUUGGCUGAAUUAGUAAUAGUAGUACGCAAACUGAGGCUGAGACCCCUUUAUGGAGUCAAAAAAUUCUGAGGCUGAAUAAUGUUUCUUAGGCCUAGUCUAAGGUAUUUUGCUUAUCAACAACUCGUUGUUUAUCGUACAUUACUCAUUCCAUGAAAUGCAUGUAUAAAUUAAUAAAAUAUAGGCACAGAUUUUAAAACUAUUGUGCCAUUUGUGUACCCGGAUGUUACCGUACUAAUGGAAAAUGAAAUUAUUGAUGCAGCUAUUUCUGUAAAGAUAUUGUUAAAGAAAAUUUGAAAGUAAAUACUAUAAUCAAUGGAAAA
Molecule: messenger RNA, 2494 nt
Organism: Anneissia japonica
Lineage: Eukaryota; Metazoa; Echinodermata; Crinoidea; Comatulida; Comatulidae
Product: protein mab-21-like 2
Exons: 1
Coding region: 275-1369 (364 amino acids)
Source: RefSeq, a predicted model, not a curated record